Sebastes umbrosus (honeycomb rockfish) is the source of this 1456-nucleotide messenger RNA. RefSeq names its product four and a half LIM domains 5 (gene fhl5). The record is from RefSeq and is a predicted model, not a curated record. NCBI's taxonomy places the organism in Eukaryota, Metazoa, Chordata, Actinopteri, Perciformes, Sebastidae. Bases 104 to 946 code for a protein of 280 amino acids. Gene Ontology annotation, molecular function: transcription coregulator activity. The transcript is spliced from 6 exons. Gene Ontology annotation, cellular component: nucleus; Z disc.
CCCCUCUUCAUCCCUGUGCCUGGACCGUUUGCUCUCUGCAGCCCCCAGCUCCAGCCUCACCCAUAUCUCCCCAUAUCAACUGAGCUAAAGAAACCAAACAACAAUGUCCAGCGAGCGUUUCGACUGCCAUUACUGCAAGGACUCCCUGCUGGGGAAGAAGUACAUAAUGAAAGAGGACACGCAGUACUGCACUAAGUGCUACGAGAACCUGUUCGCUAACAGCUGUGAGGGUUGCUCUGUGGCAAUUGGCUGCAACUGUAAGGACCUGUCCUAUAAGGAUCGCCACUGGCACGAGCAGUGUUUCAAGUGUGCAAAGUGCGACCGCUCUCUGGUGGAAAAGGCCUUUGCUGCCAAGGAGGAUGUGUUGCUCUGCACUGAAUGCUACGCCCACGACUACUCCUCCAAGUGCACCACCUGCAAGAAAACCGUCAUGCCAGGAUCCCGCAAAAUGGAAUACAAGGGGAACAGCUGGCAUGAGACCUGCUUCCUGUGCCACCGCUGCCAGCAGCCAAUAGGAACCAAGUCCUUCAUCCCAAAAGACACCGGCUACUUCUGUGUGCCCUGCUUCGAGAAGCAGUUUGCCUACCAGUGCUGCGCUUGUAAGAAGUCCAUCACAACAGGUGGAGUGACCUACCAGGACAAACCCUGGCACCGUGAGUGUUUCCUAUGCAUCAGCUGCAGAAAGCAGCUGUCGGGUCAGCGCUUCACCUCCAGGGAGAACUACCCCUACUGCCUUGAAUGCUUCAGCAACCUGUAUGCAAAGAAGUGUGUGGGCUGCACCAAGCCCAUCACCAGUCUGGCUGGGGCUAAGUACAUCUCUUUUGAAGAGCGCCAGUGGCACAGCGAGUGUUUCACCUGCAUCCAAUGCUCCGUGUCGCUGGUGGGACGCGGCUUCCUCACCCAGCGCGACAACAUCAUGUGCACCGACUGUGGCAGGGAGAAGUGACCUUUCCAUGAAGGGGUCACGGGGUUUGUCCCACUGACAACGAGAGCUCCUUGUUCUGAUACAGAUAUUGUGUAUCCAUGAAUAUUUCUUCUUCGCAUGCCCGGUACACAAAUUCUGAAUAUCAAAUGCUUGAUAUUUUCUUAUUUUGGUGUUAUAAAUUAGACCAUUAGUUCUCUCACAAUGCCCACACACACGAAAAGUGUGAUGUUUCCAUAAAGAUAAACAUGUAUCUUUAAAAUUAGGGCGCCAUUGUUCCAUUGUUGAUGUUUUCUUUGUUUCUUGAAAUGAAAAAAUCACAGAUUUUUACUCAUAAACCUUUCAAUUUUUGACAAAGAUAAAAUUAUGGUGCAAAAAUAUUAGAGAUUACUGGUCAAUUAAUGGAUCAAUCGAUUGACAUUUGUUUGUUCCAGUUUCUUAGGAGUUAGGAUUUGACACUUUUUUUCUCUUAUAUGACCGUAAACUGAAUAUGUUUGGAUUUUGGAGUGUUGGACGGAUAAAAAAAGAACAUUU